Ilex paraguariensis (yerba mate) is the source of this 4470-nucleotide messenger RNA. The record is from the annotation of a GenBank genome assembly. Lineage: Eukaryota; Viridiplantae; Streptophyta; Magnoliopsida; Aquifoliales; Aquifoliaceae.
AUGUUCGUAGAAAAUGACUUUAACGUAAGGGACGGUGGUGGUGCGUCGGCUAGCGACGACGGUGGGCCUUUGGAACGAAUCGUCUCGCGCUCGUUCGAAGGAAAAAGUAGAACCCAAAGUUUGUUCAAAAAACAUGGACUUCUAAAUAGGGCUGUGUUCCAUCGCGCCAGCCACAACGGCGGCGGCUAUAUAUAUCAUCAUUUCCACAGCUCCAACGGUACAUACACAGACGAAACGCCGACAAGGCUCCGAGAUAUUCCUUCAGUUUUCCGAAUUAUUUAUUCUCUUUCAACAUCCAAGAAAGCUGAAGGAAACAGUGAUUGUGAGAUGGGUUAUUGUAUGAAGCACCGUGACAAUGUCUCUUCUAGGCUCGUUUCAUCAUCGUCCACUCUCACUCCCUCCAAGCACUCUUUAUCAAAGCCCAAUUCUCUGCACCUUUUUUUCUACUCAAACCCAAAAAGAAAUUCAUCAUCUUUAAACCUUCAAUCCCGGCCAUCGAUUGUUCAUUCAGCAAAAUCUUCUGUUGGAGUGAACUCAAUUCGAAGCGAGCGAGGGGUGGGUAGUACCGACAAUGAUUCAGAGAACGGAGGAGUGUUCAAUAAGCCGAAAUUGGGCAAAAGAACAGAUCUAAAGAAGAUUUUGAUACUAGGUGCAGGGCCUAUUGUUAUUGGGCAAGCUUGUGAGUUUGAUUAUUCGGGUACUCAGGCUUGUAAGGCACUGAGAGAGGAGGGAUAUGAAGUGAUUCUUAUUAAUUCCAAUCCGGCCACCAUUAUGACUGACCCAGAUAUGGCGGAUAGGACUUAUAUUGAGCCAAUGACGCCGGAAUUAAUCGAACAAGUGCUCGAGAAGGAGAGGCCUGACGCUCUAUUGCCUACCAUGGGUGGGCAGACUGCACUUAACCUUGCCGUGGCAUUGGCUGAAAGUGGGGCACUAGAUAAGUAUGGGGUUGAAUUGAUUGGAGCAAAGCUGGAAGCUAUCAAGAAGGCAGAGGAUAGAGAUUUGUUCAAACAAGCUAUGAAGAAUAUUGGGCUCAAGACGCCUCCUUCGGGUAUUGGGACUAGUUUAGAGGAGUGCAAUGAAAUUGCCAAUUCGAUUGGGGAGUUCCCUUUGAUUAUAAGGCCAGCAUUCACUCUAGGUGGGACUGGAGGUGGGAUUGGUUAUAAUAGGGAGGAGUUCGAGGCAAUCUGUAAGUCGGGUCUCGCUGCUAGCUUGACAUCACAGGUUUUGGUGGAGAAAUCUCUGUUGGGAUGGAAGGAAUAUGAGCUUGAGGUUAUGAGAGACUUAGCAGACAAUGUUGUUAUCAUAUGCUCUAUUGAGAAUAUUGACCCAAUGGGGGUCCAUACUGGUGACUCAAUCACUGUGGCUCCUGCACAGACCUUGACGGAUAAGGAGUACCAGCGACUUAGGGAUUACUCGAUUGCUAUCAUAAGGGAAAUUGGAGUUGAAUGUGGUGGUUCAAAUGUUCAAUUUGCUAUCAAUCCCAAUGAUGGGGAGGUUAUGAUAAUUGAGAUGAAUCCUAGAGUUUCAAGGUCUUCAGCUCUGGCCUCAAAAGCUACUGGUUUUCCAAUAGCAAAGAUGGCAGCAAAAUUGUCCAUUGGUUACUCUCUGGAUCAAAUUCCUAAUGACAUCACAAAGAAAACGCCGGCUAGUUUUGAACCUUCCAUAGACUAUGUGGUAACAAAGAUACCCCGUUUUGCAUUCGAGAAAUUCCCAGGAUCUCAGCCGAUACUAACAACCCAGAUGAAAUCUGUUGGUGAAUCCAUGGCAGUAGGCCGCACAUUCCAAGAAUCUUUUCAGAAAGCAGUUCGAUCAUUGGAAUGUGGCUAUUCUGGAUGGGGUUGCGCGCAGGUCAAGGAGCUAGACUGGGACUGGGACCAGUUAAAGUACAGCCUUCGGGUCCCUAGUCCAGAUCGCAUCCAUGCUAUUUAUGCUGCCUUGAAGAGGGGGAUGAAGGUGGAUGACAUUCAUGAGCUUAGUUACAUUGACAGAUGGUUUCUUACUCAGCUGAAGGAGCUGGUCUAUGUGGAACAAUACCUCUUAGCCCGGAGUUUACCUCUUUUGACAAAGGAUGACUUUUAUGAAGUGAAAAAGAGAGGUUUCAGUGAUAGGCAGAUAGCUUUCGCAACAAGAUCCAGUGAGAAAGAAGUCCGCUCGAAGCGGUUAUCUUUAGGUGUUAAACCAGCAUAUAAACGAGUUGACACAUGCGCUGCAGAAUUUGAGGCUGAUACUCCUUACAUGUACUCAUCUUAUGACACUGAAUGUGAAUCAGCCCCCACCCACAGGAAAAAAGUUUUGAUUUUAGGUGGUGGGCCAAAUCGGAUUGGUCAGGGUAUUGAGUUCGACUAUUGCUGCUGCCAUACGUCUUUCGCCCUUCAGGAUGCAAACUAUGAAACAAUCAUGAUGAAUUCGAACCCUGAGACAGUGUCUACGGACUAUGACACAAGUGAUCGUCUCUACUUUGAACCUCUUACAGUUGAAGAUGUUUUUAACGUCAUUGACUUGGAAAGACCUGAUGGCAUCAUUGUGCAGUUUGGAGGUCAAACGCCGCUGAAACUGGCCCUUCCGAUUCAGCAGUACUUAGACGAGCACAAGCCUAAUUGUAGCAGUGGAAUUGGGUAUGUUCGCAUUUGGGGUACAUCACCGGAUUCCAUUGAUGCUGCUGAGGACAGGGAGAGAUUCAAUGCAAUCCUGAAGGAACUAAAAAUUGAGCAGCCAAAAGGAGGCAUUGCAAAGAGUGAUGCAGAUGCUCUUGCCAUUGCAGCAGACAUAGGAUACCCAGUUGUUGUCCGGCCUUCCUAUGUGUUGGGUGGUCGGGCAAUGGAGAUUGUUUAUAGUGAUGAAAAGCUUGUGACCUACCUUGAAAAUGCUGUUGAGGUGGACCCGGAACGUCCUGUUUUGGUUGACAAAUAUUUAUUGGACGCCAUAGAGAUUGAUAUUGAUGCACUUGCAGACUCCCAUGGAAAUGUCGUGAUUGGUGGGAUAAUGGAGCACAUAGAGCAAGCUGGGGUCCAUUCAGGUGACUCAGCUUGCAUGAUACCCACCCAGAACGUUUCACCUUCAUGCUUGGACACAAUAAGGACAUGGACUAUGAAAUUGGCAAAGAGGCUAAAAGUGUGUGGCCUCAUGAAUUGUCAGUAUGCAAUCACAGCUACUGGGGAUGUCUUUUUGCUAGAGGCUAACCCCCGUGCAUCCCGUACGGUUCCUUUUGUGUCCAAGGCAAUUGGUCACCCUUUAGCUAGGUAUGCUUCUCUUGUCAUGUCCGGGAUGUCUCUUCAUGACAUAAAUUUCACAAGAGAGGUUAUCCCGAGACAUGUAUCGGUGAAGGAAGUUGUUCUUCCAUUUGAAAAAUUCCAAGGUUGUGAUGUGUUUCUAGGUCCUGAGAUGCGUAGUACUGGUGAGGUAAUGGGUAUUCACUUUGAAUCUUCAAUUGCUUUUGCCAAGGCCCACAUAGCAACUGGUCAGAAGCUACCAGUUUCUGGCACUGUGUUCCUCAGCUUAAAUGACUUGACCAAACCCCACCUUGCCACCAUUGCCCGUGCCUUUCUAGGGAUUGGAUUUAGAAUUGUUUCUACUUCUGGAACAGCACGUGUUCUUGAAUUAGAUGGCAUUCCAGUGGAGUGUGUUCUGAAGAUGCAUGAAGGGCGGCCACAUGCCGGUGAUAUGAUUGCUAAUGGACAGAUACAAUUGAUGGUUAUCACAAGUUCAGGUGAUAAGCUUGACCAGAUUGAUGGGCGUAAGCUGAGGAGGAUGGCUCUUGCUUACAAGAUUCCUGUAAUAACAACAGUGGCUGGAGCAUUGGCUACUGCUGAGGCAAUUAGGAGCUUGAUAUGCAGUAAGGUCGAGAUGAUGGCGCUUCAAGACUACUUUAAUGCUGAGAAGGAUGCAGGGACCAGUAAAAACUUUCAGUCCAUCUCUUCCUCUCUUCUUAUUAACUAGGUGUUUCAGGUUAGUACUUUUUUCUUUUCAAUUUGUUAUGUAUUUUUUUAUGUGUCUCCGUCAAUUUUUUUCUGGACAGCAUUUUUACUGUGGUAAUCUGUUUUUGGCAAUUAUGUGGUUUUCUUGUUUAUUUUAAUGAGGAUAUGGAUGCUAAGUUUGGCUAAGUUUCAUGUUUUAAAUUGGAAUUUGUUGUGAAUUAAGAAGAUUACAGAAAGCUUAGGAUGCAAUUAUUGUUGAUUACUGUUUGAAGUUUCAGGUACAUGCUUGACUUACGAAUAUAUUACUAGCACUGGCUUCACUUUUGAAGUUCAUAUCCUUGAUGGUGUUUCUGAUUGUUUUUGGUACAGAGACUUUGCUUGAUAAGUGUUAUCGUUUAACCUCAAUUAACUGGGAAAUGAGUCUUCCAUUGUCGUCUUUCAUUUUUACACUGCCUCGUUUCCUUUUUAGUAGUCUUUUGAUAAGUAUGCUCUGUGCUUGAACUUCAACAAUAGUCAAACUUGAUUAGAGGGAUCAAGCACCAAAUUUAGUGCCCAA